Messenger RNA from Aspergillus heteromorphus CBS 117.55, 1098 nucleotides. Its product is annotated as FPP/GGPP synthase family protein. Lineage: Eukaryota; Fungi; Ascomycota; Eurotiomycetes; Eurotiales; Aspergillaceae. Gene Ontology annotation, molecular function: (2E,6E)-farnesyl diphosphate synthase activity; dimethylallyltranstransferase activity. The transcript has 2 exons. The coding region runs from base 1 to 1098 and encodes 365 amino acids. Gene Ontology annotation, biological process: trans, trans-farnesyl diphosphate biosynthetic process. The record is from RefSeq and is a predicted model, not a curated record. Gene Ontology annotation, cellular component: cytoplasm.
AUGAACCACGAACGCUUUAAAUCGAUCUUUCCAAUCAUUCUGAACGAUGCCCUGGACUACGCGAGAUCCUUCCACGCAUCUGAUGAGAUGCUAUCCUGGUUCGAAAAAUCCCUAACCCACAACACCACAAACGGGAAACACCUCCGCGGCCUCCUCAUCCCCAACACCCUCAGCCACAUCCUCUCCCGCCCCCUCGCCUCCAGCGAGUUCAUCUCCGCCGCGAAACUCGGCUGGCUGCUCGAACUCCUACAGGCCUCUGUGCUGAUGUGCGACGAUAUCGAAGAUGGCGACGUCACGCGCCGCGGAAAGGCCUCCUGGCAUGCUGUUCCCGGUGUCGGGCUAAGAGCUAUUAAUGAUGCCGCGAUGCUGGAGAGUACGGUCUUUGCGUUACUCAAGAGGUAUUUCCGGGACCUGGAGUGUUAUGUUGAUCUGGUGGAGGUGUUUCAUGAGACGGUUUUUAGGACGGGGGCGGGGCAGAUGGUGGAUUUGAUUUCUAGUCUCUCUGGGAAUGGGGUUGGGUCUGGGUCUGGGAGUGGCAGUGAGGAUGUGAACGGGGAUGUUUGUUCGUUUGCGGGGGAAUGGGGCGAGUGUGUAUGGGAAAGGAUAGGCGAGAUGAAGACGGCGUAUUAUACCGUCUACGCGCCGGUGGUCCUGGCGAUGUAUCUCGGUCGAGUAGCCACAGAGAAGAAUCUGGAGAGAGUGAGGUCGGUUGCGUUGCGGUUGGGGGUAUAUUACCAGGUCCAGGAUGACUUUCUGGAUAUUUUUGGGGAGCAGGAGGUAUUCGGGAAAGAAUUGGGGAGGGAUAUCAGGGAUGGGAAGUGUACGUGGUUGAUUGCGGGGGGGUGGGGAAGGGCGGAUGAGGCGCAGAAGAGAGUGCUGCGGGAGUGGUAUGGAUGUGGGGAUGGGGGCGGGAGAGCGGUGGAGAUGGUAAGAGGGGUGUUUAGGGAGGUGGGCAUGGAGGAGGCGUAUGCGGCUUAUGAGGAGGAGAUGCUGAGGAUGAUGGAGGAGGUUAUUGCGGAUAUAGAGGAGGGGAGUUCGGGGUUGAAGAAGGGUAUGUUCACUGAUAUUAUUCACAUUAUGUACAAGAGGAGGAAGUGA